Molecule: messenger RNA, 319 nt
Organism: Prorocentrum cordatum
Lineage: Eukaryota; Dinophyceae; Prorocentrales; Prorocentraceae
Source: the annotation of a GenBank genome assembly
GCGCCCAGACUCGGCGCGGGCCGGCGACGGCAAGGCGUCGAGCGCCGUGUCGGCGCCGUUCCACUGCGACCGGGCGCAGAGCGCCGAGGACGCCGCGGUGGGCUGGUCGCUGGCCAAGCAGGAGUGGUGCUGCAGGUUCCACGGCCUCGGCUGCACGGCACGCGUCAACAACACGAAGUUGUCGCCUUUCAACUGCGAGAGCGGGCUGUGGGAGUACCAGACAGGCUGGUCGCUGAGCAAGAGGACGUGGUGCUGCCGCAACCGCGGCCUCGGCUGCCCACGGGGCGGCGGCGGCGGCCCGCCCGGCGGGGGCCCCGAG